UAGCGCCGUCUGCCGGACAACACGAGGCACUGCCGUCCAUACGAGGCGAACAGACGCACACGUCUUCUGCUGUGCAGCGCGUCGGUGACGUCACGCGUUCGACUCGCCGUGCUUCGGCUCCCUUUCGGCAAUCUUCGGCCGCUCGCUGCUGCUGCCGAGCAUUCCCUCUCUUGGCGGGGUGGAUGCUGGGAGCAGCGCCGCACUCGGAGUGAGGAACAUCCGCGGUGAGGAGGAGGCGAGCUCCGUCGCUACUAAGGAUCCAUUCCUCGACUCUCUUUUUUUUUUUUUUUUUUUAAUCCUCCUUCUUUUUAAAAAAAAAAGAAAACCCCUUUUGUGUUCUUUUUGCUUGGUGCACGGAUCCACGUCUGCGGAGAUGUGUCGGAUCUAACCUCCAUCCUCCUCUCCAUCCUCCUCCUCCUCCUCCUGGAGGAAUAUUCGGACCAUCCACCAUGCAGAAGAUGGUCAAUCUGUCCGUGUCGUUUCUCAUCGUCCUGUGGGGGUGCGCGCACGGAGGCUCGCCCAGCGUGCAAAUCGGGGGUCUCUUCCCCAGGGGCGCGGACCAGGAGUACAGCGCCUUCAGGAUAGGCAUGGUCCAGUUCGGCACGGCCGAGUUCCGCCUGACGCCGCACAUCGACAACCUGGAGGUGGCCAACAGCUUCGCCGUCACCAAUUGCUUCUGCUCGCAGUUCUCCAGGGGAGUGUACGCCAUCUUCGGGUUCUACGACAAGAAGUCGGUCAACACCAUCACGUCGUUCUGCGGGACGCUGCACGUCUCCUUCAUAACGCCCAGCUUCCCUCUGGAUGGCAACCAGCAGUUCAUCAUCCAAAUGAGGCCUGACAUUAAGGGGCCGCUGCUCAGCCUCAUCGAGUACUACAAGUGGGACAAGUUUGCGUACCUGUACGACAGCGAUCGAGGCCUGACCACGCUGCAGGUGGUCCUGGACACGGCGGCGGAGAGGAAGUGGCAAGUGACGGCCAUCAACGUGGGCAACCUGAAGGACGAGCGCAAGGACGAGGCGUACCGCUCGCUCUUCCAGGACCUGGAGAACAAGAAGGAGCGCAGGGUGAUCCUGGACUGUGAGCAGGACAAGGUCAAAGACAUCAUGGACCAGGUCAUCACCAUUGGCAGACAUGUUAAGGGCUACCAUUACAUCAUAGCCAAUCUGGGUUUUGUUGAUGGUGACCUCUCCAAAAUCCAAUACGGAGGCGCCAACGUGUCGGGCUUCCAGAUUGUCGAUUUCGACGACCCUCUGGUUUCCAAGUUCGACCAGAGGUGGGAGGCUCUCGAGGAGAAGGAGUAUCCAGGAGCAGACAGUAAAAUAAGGUACACGUCGGCGCUGACCUACGACGCGGUGCAGGUGAUGACGGAGGCCUUCCGCUACCUGCACAAGCAGCGCAUCGACUUCACCCGCAGAGCCAACAAUGGCGACUGCCUGGCCAACCCCGCCGUUCCUUGGGCUCAGGGCGUGGAGAUCGAGCGAGCGCUGAAGCAGGUGCGUGUGGAGGGCCUGACGGGGAACAUCCAGUUCGACCAACACGGCAAGAGGGUCAACUACUCCGUCAACAUAAUGGAGCUGAAGAACAACGGCCCCGUUAAGAUUGGCUACUGGAACGAAGUUGACAAAAUGGCUGUCACCAAGUCCGACGUCUUAGGCAACGACUCGUCGGUGAUGGAAAACAAAACCGUUAUUGUGACAACCAUCUUGGAAGCGCCUUAUGUCAUGCUGAAAAAGAACUCUGACCUUCUUGUGGACAAUGACCGCUACGAGGGCUACUGCGUCGACCUGGCCGCAGAGAUCGCCAAACACUGCGGCUUCAAAUAUCAGCUGAAAAUCGUCAGCGACGGAAAGUACGGAGCCAGAGAUGCUGAGACCAAAAUCUGGAACGGGAUGGUUGGCGAGUUAGUGUAUGGGAAAGCAGACAUUGCAGUGGCUCCUCUGACCAUCACUCUUGUGCGAGAGGAGGUGAUCGACUUCUCCAAGCCCUUCAUGUCUCUGGGAAUCUCCAUCAUGAUCAAAAAGCCCCAGAAGUCCAAACCCGGCGUCUUCUCCUUCCUGGACCCGCUGGCCUACGAGAUCUGGAUGUGUAUUGUGUUCGCCUACAUCGGCGUCAGCGUGGUGCUAUUCCUGGUCAGCCGCUUCAGCCCGUACGAGUGGCACACCGAGGAGUACGAGGACGGGCAGAUCCAGACCAACGAGUCGACCAACGAGUUCGGAAUAUUCAACAGCCUGUGGUUCUCCUUGGGGGCCUUCAUGAGACAAGGCUGCGACAUCUCACCAAGGUCUUUGUCUGGUCGAAUUGUUGGCGGCGUGUGGUGGUUCUUCACGCUCAUCAUCAUCUCCUCCUACACGGCCAACCUGGCCGCGUUCCUCACUGUGGAGAGGAUGGUUUCUCCCAUUGAGAGCGCCGAGGACCUGGCCAAACAGACCGAGAUUGCCUACGGCACUCUAGACUCCGGCUCCACCAAAGAGUUCUUUAGGCGUUCUAAAAUUGCCCUGUUUGACAAAAUGUGGACGUACAUGCGGAGUGCAGAGCCCUCUGUGUUUGUGAAAACCACAGCCGAGGGGGUUCUGAGGGUCCGCAAGUCCAAGGGGAAGUACGCCUACCUGUUGGAGUCCACCAUGAACGAGUACAUUGAGCAGCGGAAGCCUUGCGACACCAUGAAGGUGGGAGGCAACCUGGACUCCAAAGGCUACGGGAUCGCCACGCCGAAAGGAUCCUCAUUAAGAAAUGCGGUUAACCUCGCAGUACUAAAACUGAAUGAGCAAGGCCUGUUGGACAAAUUGAAAAACAAAUGGUGGUACGACAAAGGAGAGUGCGGCAGCGGGGGAGGUGAUUCCAAGGAGAAGACGAGCGCCCUCAGCCUGAGCAACGUGGCUGGGGUCUUCUACAUUCUGGUCGGAGGACUCGGCUUGGCCAUGCUGGUGGCCUUGAUCGAGUUCUGUUACAAGUCCCGAGCCGAGGCCAAACGAAUGAAGGUGGCAAAGAAUGCACAGACUAUUAACCCAACUUCCUCGCAGAAUUCACAGAAUUUUGCCACUUAUAAGGAAGGGUACAACAUGACCUUCGGGGACGCCAUGAGGAACAAAGCGAGACUUUCCGUCACCGGGAGCACCGGGGAGAACGGUCGGGUGAUGACUCCGGAGUUUCCUAAAGCUGUCCACGCCGUCCCAUACGUGAGACCCGACAUGGGACUCAACGUCAGCCUGACAGAUCUGUCCUGAUCCCUGACAGACUUCUGAGUGCCUUACCAUGGUUUCAAAAAGAGCGCUUCUGGUCUCCUCUUUUUCCGCUUUUUGGCUCGCUGGUUCCUUCCUCCGUCGCUCGCUUCUGUCACGGAACUUUUUUUUUUUGUUAACCCCGAGGGGACACAGGAGUGAUGUCCAUCGCAAAGUUCUAGCCUCCAUGCGUCAUUCUUCAUAUUUUUACAACACCAAGAAGAAAAUGGCUCUCUCGGUGAUCCUAGGAUAUCACUUAUUGUGUGUGUGUGUGUGAGUGCGUGUUACCGUCUUUGUGGGGACUUGACUGACUAGUCAGAACUCAUCCGAAACGUGUGUGUGUAAGUCUCUUUUUCUGUCUUUGUGGGGACUUGAUUGACUGGUCAGAACUCAUUUCAACCCUGUGUGUGAGUCUGUUUUCCUGUCUUUGUGGGGACUUGACUGACUAGUGUUGCGUUUUGGACCAGUUGUUCCUCCCAGGGAAUUCAAGUCACAAGUCGCUCCCAAGCUUUUUACGACACUUAAAGCUGAGUUGAAAAACCACCAGAGACAGAAUAGGUAUUUUGUUGUAUAUUUUCAAAGCUUUGCAGAUAUAUACAUUUGAGACCAGUCCAGCAUAGAACAUUCUAUCGCCCCCGCCAAAAUGGUCUGUCUUCCCGACCCCAAAACCCUCUCUCCUCUCUCUAGUCAAAACACAUGCUAGUCAAAACACAUUCCAAAGAAUUCAAGGUUAACACACACAGUUUACUUGCAGAGAAACAGAAAGAGAAUAAAUGGAAAACACAAGCUGUUUUCAAAUAUGACUAUGAAAGAAAAUAAGUAAGACUAAAAUUCGGAUAUAUGUAAAUAUCUGCCUCCGACACUAGUCAGAACUCAUUCCAUCCGUGUGUGUGUGAGUCUGUUUUUCUGUCUGUGUGGAAACUUGACUGACUAGUCAGAACUCAUUCGAACCGUGUGUGUGUGAGUCUCUUUUUCUGUCUUUGUGGGGACUUGAUUGACUGGUCAGAACUCAUUUCAACCGUGUGUGUGUGAGUCUGUUUUUCUGUCUUUGUGGGGACUUGACUGACUAGUGUUGCGUUUUGGACCAGUUGUUCCUCCCAGGGAAUUCAAGUCACAAGUCGCUCCCAAGCUUUUUACGACACUUAAAGCUGAGUUGAAAAACCACCAGAGACAGAAUAGGUAUUUUGUUGUAUAUUUUCAAAGCUUUGCAGAUAUACAUUUGAGACCAGUCCAGCAUAGAACAUUCUAUCGCCCCCACCAAAAUGGUCUGUCUUCCCGACCCCAAAACCCUCUCUCCUCUCUCUAGUCAAAACACAUGCUAGUCAAAACACAUUCCAAAGAAUUCAAGGUUAACACACACAGUUUACUUGCAGAGAAACAGAAAGAGAAUAAAUGGAAAACACAAGCUGUUUUCAAAUAUGACUAUGAAAGAAAAUAAGUAACACUAGAAUUCGGAUAUAUGUAAAUACCAGCCUCCGACACUAGUCAGAACUCAUUCCAUCCGUGUGUGUGUGAGUCUGUUUUUCUGUCUGUGUGGAAACUUGACUGACUAGUCAGAACUCAUCCGAAACGUGUGUGUGUAAGUCUCUUUUUCUGUCUUUGUGGGGACUUGAUUGACUGGUCAGAACUCAUUUCAACCGUGUGUGUGUGAGUCUGUUUUCCUGUCUUUGUGGGGACUUGACUGACUAGUGUUGCGUUUUGGAUUAGUUGUUCCUCCCAGGGAAUUCAAGUCACAAGUCGCUCCCAAGCUUUUUACGACACUUAAAGCUGAGUUGCAAAACCACCAGAGACAGAAUAGGUAUUUUGUUGUAUAUUUUCAAAGCUUUGCAGAUAUAUACAUUUGAGACCAGUCCAGCAUAGAACAUUCUAUCGCCCCCGCCAAAAUGGUCUGUCUUCCCGACCCCAAAACCCUCUCUCCUCUCUCUAGUCAAAACACAUGCUAGUCAAAACACAUUCCAAAGAAUUCAAGGUUAACACACACAGUUUACUUGCAGAGAAACAGAAAGAGAAUAAAUGGAAAACACAAGCUGUUUUCAAAUAUGACUAUGAAAGAAAAUAAGUAACACUAAAAUUCGGAUACAUGUAAAUAUCUGCCUCCGACACUAGUCAGAACUCAUUCCAUCCGUGUGUGUGUGAGUCUGUUUUUCUGUCUGUGUGGAAACUUGACUGACUAGUCAGAACUCGUUCGAACCGUGUGUGUGUGAGUCUGUUUUUCUGUCUGUGUGGGGACUUGACUGACUAGUCAGAACUCAUUCGAACCGUGUGUGUGUGCAGGGCCGGCCAGUGGCAUAGGCCGUAUAGGCAAAUGCUAAGGGCGCCAUCCAUCAGGGGGCGCCACGCCAGUGCCACAAAUGUUGGAGAAAAAAAAAAAAGUCGGUACUAUUAUUUCUAAAUACAAAAAAUAAUCCCUCGUUAAUUAAAAUGCAAAGUAAAGCCUAUAUAAUAGAAAUAUUAUUUGUUACAACAUUACGCCCCCCCCCCCCCCGCACGGUGCGCCCCCUCCCUUCCCGUAUCAUGACUCUUUUUGGACGUCACCACAUCAAAAAAUCAACACAAGAUGUCAAAACGGCCAAAACUGUCAGGUGCCCAGGGAAGAAAAAAAGAGAAAAGAAGAGGAAGAGAAACGAGAAAAAGACAGAGGUAGCAGGUAGGUAACGUUAGCCUACAUGAAAUUAUUUGUCUGUUACAGAAUGUGAUAGUAACCUGGCUUUUUAGCAUUAAGCUAAUGUUACAUGAUUCGGCAAUUGCUAAUCAAUAAAUCGCUAGUUCUGUUUUAACGUCGGGUUAAUAUUGUGGAGGGGGCUAAAUUGUCAUGGAAAAUAAUAAUGUAACGUUAGGUAAUUACAGUACUCCCACCUUACAUUCCUCAGGGACAUUUGUAUUAGAUCUUUUAAGCAGGUGUUUUUUGUUUACAUUGUUAUUGCCUUCUGGUUAGCUAAUGUUUGCCCUGCAGGUAAUAGUCACUUUUCCACCCCUUUAUAUAUUAGGUAUAGUUGUAAGCCUAGUUGUUAAAGUGCACAUCAUUAAUGUUAAUUAAGCAAUAUGUAUGUAAAAAAUAUUGUAUUUCAUAUAUUCAUUUUUUUAUUUUUUGCAUUCAUUUAUUUAUUCAUAGUUUUUUUUAUCUUGUUAACUAUUCUGAUUGUUAAUUUGCUUUCUUUAAGUAAAAAAAAGGUCAAAGACAAAGCUAUUCGGUUUCUUGUGAGUAUAUACACUUCACUGCCGAUGUGGGGGGGGCGCCACCUAAAAUCUUGCCUAGGGUGCCAGAUUGGUUAGGGCCGGGCCUGUGUGUGUGAGUCUGUUUUUCUGUCUGUGUGGGGACUUGACUGACUAGUCAGAACUCAUUCCUACCGUGUGUGUGAGUCUCUAUUUCUGUCUUUGUGGGGACUUGACCGACAAGUCAGAACUCAUUUCAACCGUGUGUGUGUGAGUCUAUUUUUCUGUCUUUGUGGGGACUUGACUGACUAGUCAGAACUCAUUCGAACCAUGUGUGUGAGUCUGUUUUUCUGUCUGAUUGAUUGAUUGAUUGAUUGAAAGUUUUAUUAGUAGAUUGCACAGUUCAGUACAUAUUCCGUACAAUUGACUAAAUGGUAACACCCGAAUAAGUUUUUCAACUUGUUUAAGGUCGGGGUCCACGUAAAUCAAUUCAUGGUAAGUCUGAGUCUGUGUGAGGACUUGACUGACAAGUCAGAACUCAUUCCAACCGUGUGUGUGUGAGUCUGUUUUUCUGUCUUUGUGGGGACUUCACUGACAAGUCAGAACUUAUUCGAACCGUGUGUGUGAGUCUGUUUUUCUGUCUGUGUGGGGACUUGACUGACAAGUCAGAACUUAUUCGAACCGUGUGUGUGAGUCUCUUUUUCUGUCUUUGUGGGGACUUGACUGACAAGUCAGAACUCAUUUGAACCGUGUGUGUGUGAGUCUGUUUUUCUGUCUUUGUGGGGACUUGACUGACAAGUCAGAACUUAUUCGAACCGUGUGUGUGAGUCUGUUUUUCUGUCUUUGUGGGGACUUGACUGUCAAGUCAGAACUCAUUUGAACUGUGUGUGUGUGAGUCUGUUUUUCUGUCUGUGUGGGGACUUGACUGACAAGUCAGAACUCAUUUGAACCGUGUGUGUGUGAGUCUGUUUUUCUGUCUUUGUGGGGACUUGACUGACAAGUCAGAACUUAUUCGAACCGUGUGUGUGUGAGUCUGUUUUUCUGUCUGUGUGGGGACUUGACUGACAAGUCAGAACUCAUUCCAACCGUGUGUGUGAGUCUGUUUUUCUGUCUUUGUGGGGACUUGACUGACAAGUCAGAACUUAUUCGAACCGUGUGUGUGAGUCUGUUUUUCUGUCUUUGUGGGGACUUGACUGACAAGUCAGAACUCAUUCCAACCGUGUGUGUGAGUCUGUUUUUCUGUCUUUGUGGGGACUUGACUGACAAGUCAGAACUCAUUUGAACGGUGUGUGUGUGAGUCUGUUUUUCUGUCUGUGUGGGGACUUGACUGACAAGUCAGAACUCAUUUGAACCGUGUGUGUGUGAGUCUGUUUUUCUGUCUUUGUGGGGACUUGACUGACAAGUCAGAACUCAUUUCAACCGUGUGUGUGUGAGUCUGUUUUUCUAUCUUUGUGGGGACUUGAUUGACUAGUCAGAACUCAUUCGAACCGUGUGUGUGUGAGUCUGUUUUUCUGUCUUUGUGGGGACUUAACUGACAAGUCAGAACUCAUUCGAACCGUGUGUGUGAGUCUGUUUUUCUGUCUUUGUGGGGACUUGACUGACAAGUCAGAACUCAUUUGAAGCGUGUGUGUGUGAGUCUGUUUUUCUGUCUGUGUGGGGACUUGACUGACAAGUCAGAACUUAUUCGAACCGUGUGUGUGUGAGUCUGUUUUUCUGUCUUUGUGGGGACUUGACUGACAAGUCAGAACUCAUUUGAAGCGUGUGUGUGUGUGAGUCUGUUUUUCUGUCUGUGUGGGGACUUGACUGACAAUUGUGUGUGUGCGUGAGGGUGUGUGUGUGUGUGUGUGUGUGUGUGUAUGCGUGUGUGUGUGUUCCGCCACCUCCCAAACAGGAAGCACAUCCGCAUUAAAAUGUGAAAUAGUCCCUUUUUUUUUUUUUUUUUUUUUUUUUUAAAGAAAAUCAAAGAAAAUGCUUAUUCAAAAAAAAAAACUAUUUUUAUGUAUUUUCACAAAAGAGCUUUUAAAAAGAAACUUCCAUGACCGUUGCUGGAAAGAAGAGCUUUUACGGUGUCAUAUUUCCCCACCGAUUUUUUUUUUCUUUUUCCUGUAUAUUUUAUUCGUGUGUCGAUCUUUGCUCGACAUUCGGAUUCGGCCCCAUUCGUCGCGGUUUACCUGGCACGUGAAACGUGACAAAUCAAUGGGGGGGGUGCACUAUCCACUUUAGCCGCCAGAUGGCAGUAGAGUGUUGGAUAUCUCAAAACGUGCUUUGUGGCAGUUCCAACUUUGACCAGAGAGGCGCUUUCCAUCAUUUUCAGUGGACCGCAUUGCAAAAUCACACGAGACCCACCCAGGAACGGAGCCAUAAGAAUCCCUUCCUUACCGUAGGUUUUCUCGAGUUGGCGAAUUGUUUCUCCUUGUUGAAAAAUCUCCUUUUUGCUGUUUGUGUUGUUUUUUCUGCAGAAGACCAGGGUCGUUUGUUGUGCUUUCGAUGAAGUGAACCUGUUUACACACCAUGAAUGCAAAACAACGUAACAAGAAAAAAAAACAAAAACAAGGAAAGGUCGCCGUGGUAACCAAAGGCCAAAUAAGUGAAGGGUGCCAAACAAGUUCUCGUGCCAGUCGGAGUCUUAAAAGUCAAUCACUGUCCUUUCAGUGAAUGUAAAUCACUUUUUGUAAGCUAAUGUACAGUCGGUGGCUAUGACACUCGCUCACGUUAUCAUUUUUUGGCUUCGAUUGUGUUCCGUUUAGGUUUGUUUUUCUUAUUGCAUCCAACCUGACAAAAUGACGCGGCGCCAGUUUGCAUGUGGCGCCGCCGAUACGACGUUUCUCUCCAUUACUGCCGGAAAAACAUCGCGUUUACAUUUUAAUGUAGAAGUCGUGCGGUGUAUUUGAAUUUGGGAAAGAAAAAAAAAGAACUACAAAAAAUAAUGUUAGACAUCUAUAUAAAUAAAUAUAUAUAUACAGGAUAUAUACAUAUAUUUUCUAUAAAAAGGUGAAGUAAAAAUGUACAAAAAAAAAAUAAAAUGUAUAGCCCCCUUCCAUGAUGGUGUCAAGGCUACUUUCAUGAAUUGAAAUGUUAGUUUUCCUUUCUUUUGGAUGACACGACGACAGACAAGCACUUCUAGUCCUCUUUUAUGACCUGUAAAGAGCGCCCCCUGUAUGUCGGGACCGGGGGGGGGGGUAAGAAUCUGUAUUAUUACUAUGGCUGUUGUUCUUUUGUAUUCCGACUAUAGAUACAUAUACUGUAGUUGCUUCUAAGUUUCAUGGCGUACUUCAGGCUAUUCUCACUGACAUUUUGUAUAUGGAAUGUGUGCUAACUUGUUUAUUUUUGGGACUCUUUCUAAAUAAAAAAUGGCUGAUCUCUUGUUAGCGCUCA
This is a messenger RNA of Nerophis lumbriciformis (worm pipefish), 9746 nucleotides long. It is a transcript of the gene gria2b, whose product is annotated as glutamate receptor, ionotropic, AMPA 2b. Gene Ontology annotation, molecular function: signaling receptor activity; ligand-gated monoatomic ion channel activity. Gene Ontology annotation, biological process: monoatomic ion transport. The record is from RefSeq and is a predicted model, not a curated record. Lineage: Eukaryota; Metazoa; Chordata; Actinopteri; Syngnathiformes; Syngnathidae. Gene Ontology annotation, cellular component: membrane.